AUGGUGGGCAUAGUACUGGCGGUCCGGGGACCAGCAAGGCAGCUAUGGCCAUCAUCACCGCUUCUGCUGUUGCUGCUGCUCUUUUUGCUGCUGUUGCUGCUGCUGUGCAAAGGGGCCUCAGCACAGUACUCCAGCAAUAUGUGCAACUGGAAAGGGAGUCAUAGUAAUGCUUAUCAGUUUCAGAUGACAGAAAGUAGGGAAGUAUUUAAUUUAUUUUCUUCCACAGUUCCAUGUCGCCCUUGCAGUGACACAGAAGUUCUUUUAGCUGUCUGCACUAGUGACUUUGUGGUAAGAGGAUCAAUCCAGAAUGUAACAAAUGAGCCAGAACAACAAGAAUCUAUCAUUGACAUCCAUGUCAGCAAACUGUACAGGCAGAAGAAUAAAGUCUUUCAGGUUGUGGAAAGCAGUGAGAGCUGGCAAGGACAAAUCAAGACACUAUUAGAAUGUGGAGUGAAACCAGGAAAUGGAGAUUUCCUCUUCACAGGCCGAAUGCACUUUGGGGAGGCCAGAUUAAGCUGUGCUCCUUGUUUCAAAGACUUCCUAAGGAUGUAUAAAGAUGCUGAGAAUAAGGGCCUGAAUCCAUGUGAAAUAGGCACAGUCUAAAGAUGAAUGAUUAGAUCAGAAAUCCUCCUUCUCUUCCCCAGACAACCUCAUUCCACCUAUACUUAUGCCUGACAAAUUCACCGUCAUAGUGAAUACUAUUAAUUUGUUGGCAAGCAACUUUCAGAGAAGCUACUACUUGGAACAGGUUCCCUGGGGUCUCUUUAUAACAUCAGGAACUGUUAUACUAAUAAAGAUACAAGCCAGAUUAUAUACAUGUUCCCUAGUUCUUUUCUUUACUAAUUGGAAGUCUUGAAAAAUGCAAACUAAAUUAUUAUAUUUUAAGACAUUUUUCAUUGGAAACAAAUUCCCACAUUUUAAACAAACUACUUUUGUCCUUUUAAUACCAUUUUAAAAACCUUAAGAUAAUAUUAUUUGGUCUGAUAUACAACUUUAACAACAAUGCUUUGUUAAAAGCUUAGAGAAUAAUUUGAAGUCAUUUCUUAUGACAGAAAUUUGUAGUCAAAAAAUUUGAUUCGUUUUUCUUUGAUGUUUUUCGUGAUUGCUUUUUCAUUUUAAUUUUGAAUCAUAAUUACCUGCUACAGUCAUCUUUUGGCUGGUAAAUUAUUUCCAUUUCAGAGAAAUAAAACUUUCUGGAUUUGUAA
Molecule: messenger RNA, 1205 nt
Organism: Gracilinanus agilis (Agile Gracile Mouse Opossum)
Lineage: Eukaryota; Metazoa; Chordata; Mammalia; Didelphimorphia; Didelphidae
Gene: METRNL
Product: meteorin like, glial cell differentiation regulator
Exons: 4
Coding region: 1-603 (200 amino acids)
Biological process (GO): energy homeostasis; positive regulation of brown fat cell differentiation
Molecular function (GO): hormone activity
Source: RefSeq, a predicted model, not a curated record